AUGGCCAUCCUGCAGCGGGUCGAGAAAUGGUGGAAGCACGCUAUUGUUUACCAGAUUUACCCGGCAUCUUUCUGUGAUGCGAAUGGCGAUGGCAUCGACGCACCUGACGAAUCGAGUGUGUUAUCAUAUGUCAGCGCACGGGCUAAGCAAGUUGAUGCGGUCUUCCAUCUUGACGCCGUCGAAGUUGGUUGGGGAACGACUCAUAAGUUUGAAACAACCGUCAAAAACUACACACUUCCAAAGUUCAAAGAGGCCAUUGGUCGCGCCCAACAGCUGUUGCACGGAACUGAUGCUUGGACCACGGUCUUUUUGGAGAACCAUGAUCUGGCCCGUUCGGUAUCGUGGCUUACCAAUGACGAGCCAGAAUACCGUGUCUACGGAUCCAAGAUGUUGGCAUUGCUGCAGUCCUGCCUGAGCGGUACACAGUACAUCUAUCAAGGGCAGGAAAUCGGGGCCAUCAACGCACCAAAGCAUACAUACCCGUUUGAAAAUUACGAAGACAUAUCCAGCCGGCUCUUCAUGAAAAUGAUUCAAGAUCGCUACGGGCCCAACAACAAGGAAGAAAUUGACAAAGCCUUCACAGCGCUCCAGCAUUUGGCCCGAGACCACGCGCGAAUCCCCAUGGCGUGGAACGGCCACGCUCGCUACGGGGGGUUCUCUGAGGAGGCCGAAAAAGCUGGCUUCGACAUUAGAGAACCCUGGAUGAAGCCCCAUCCGCUGGCGAGUGACAUAAAUGUGGCGAUACAGCUGGAAGAUUCAGACAGCGUUCUGAGCUUCUGGCGCCAAAUGCUGCAACUGCGCAAACAACACAAGGACCUCUUGGUAUAUGGAGACUAUCAAUGUCUUGAUGUAGAUGAUCCGGACAUCUAUACCUUUGUAAAAGAGACGCAGGACAAAAGCAGUCAGGCACUCAUUGUCUUGAAUUUUACUACCCAGGAAAAGCCUUGGAUGGCUCCGAAUGUUAGGGACUGGGAAUGCGGGGGCGGUGUUGGAGGAUUCGUUCCUAUCAUGACAACAUAUGGUGGGGAAAGCUGUGCAGACAAAUUAGCGCCAUUCGAGGGCAGAUUAUAUCUAAGCAUACCCAAAUGAUGUUGAUAGGCAAGAGGGGUACUUUAAUGGUACCCUGUGAAUUAAGGUACUUACCUUGUUAAAAGACUGCG
Exophiala oligosperma is the source of this 1160-nucleotide messenger RNA. RefSeq lists its product as uncharacterized. Gene Ontology annotation, biological process: oligosaccharide catabolic process. Lineage: Eukaryota; Fungi; Ascomycota; Eurotiomycetes; Chaetothyriales; Herpotrichiellaceae. Gene Ontology annotation, molecular function: alpha-amylase activity. The transcript is spliced from 2 exons. The coding region runs from base 1 to 1089 and encodes 362 amino acids. The record is from RefSeq and is a predicted model, not a curated record.